Closterium sp. Naga37s-1 is the source of this 3675-nucleotide messenger RNA. The record is from the annotation of a GenBank genome assembly. Lineage: Eukaryota; Viridiplantae; Streptophyta; Zygnematophyceae; Desmidiales; Closteriaceae.
AUGACAGUCGCGGCAAUGCCGGGUCGCUUCGUCCCAUCGCCUGCGCUUCCCCCAGCCUCCCCCGGUACGAGAUAUUCCCUCGCUUCUCCCGGCAACUUCCACUCCGACGAGCCCAGCUCGGCGCGCAAUGAGCGAGGACACCUCUCCCUCACAGACUGCUCGCUUCCCGAGGCCCUUCGAGGCGCUCAACGAACCACCAGUGGCCACGUGUCAUCGGAUAAAACGAAUGAGGCUGCGCAAUCGUCGCCGCCUCUCGAGAAGUCAAGGGGAAGCGCGGAGGCGGAAGGCGGAUCAGCCAAGGUGGAACAGAUGGCGGAGGCAGCGGAAAAGGAGCCGCAGAAGGGGGAGGAUGGGGGGGAGGAGCAGAGCAGUGGUGAGCGCAAGGGGCCAGGCGAAGGGCAGAAGGAGGGGGAGGUAUCGAAGAAAGCGGGGGAAGAGGGGAGUGGUGGCGGGAAGGGGGGGAGCGGGGAGGGCGAGUGGUGCGAGGCGCUGGGCGGGGAGGUUUGGCUGGUGGCGUGCAAGCGACCGCAGCUGCUGGCGCGCAGUGAGAGGGGGCGGGGCGCCGUGUGCGUGAACAUCGAUGAUGAGCUGGUGUACGAGCCGUACUGCAUGGACUUCGGCCCUCUCAGCGUGGCGUGCAUCCACCGCUACUGUGACACCAUGGACCGAGCGCUGCAGGAGGGGCGGGGGCUGUCAAGGAAGGUGGUGCAUGUGUGCAGCAGCGCGCUCCACAAGAAGGCAAACGCCGCUCUGCUCCUAGCAGCGUAUCUCAUUCUGCGCCAUGCCAUGCCGGCCGAUGCCGCCCACGCGGUGCUGCGCCCCUUGGAGCCGCUGCCGCCCUUCAGAGACGCGUCCAACGGCGCGUGCACCUUCCACAUCACUGCACUCGACUGCUGCCAGGCUCUAGAGCGAGCGCAGAAGGGGGGACUGAUAACGGGGUUCAGGGUGGGCGAGUACGAGCGCUUGGAGCAGGCGGACCUCACGUGGAUGCUGCCGGGGCGGCUGCUCGCCUUCAGCACGCCCGCUGACGACCCUGCUAGCGUCAUGGAGGGCUACCUCACGCCAGAGGACUAUGUGCAGUACUUCCGGCAGGCGGGCAUAGCGGCCAUAAUCCGGCUCAACAGGCGCGUGUACGAUAAGAGGCGAUUCACCCGCCAUGGCUUUGCCUUCUACGACCUCUACUUCCCCGAUGGCGGAGCCCCCUCGGACGGCAUAGUGGAGCGCUUCUUUGCCGUGGUGGAGGGCAGCAACGGGCCCGUCGCCAUCCACUGCAAGGCGGGUCUGGGGCGAACGGGGGUGCUGGUGGGGUGCUACCUCAUGAAGCACUGCGGCAUGACGGCUAGGGAGGCCAUAGCAUACACGCGGCUGGUGCGCCCGGGGUCGGUGAUCGGGCAGCAGCAGCACUUCCUGGCGCUCAUGCACCCGCGCAUGGCACGCGCUCUUGCGAAGCCAUGUUUGCAUUUCGGCCACUCUCAUCGCCUUAGUCUCGCUCUGCCACCCACCCAUACGCCCCUGCCACCCAUGCGUGCCUCUCUAUCCAAUGCUCUCUCUGCUCUAUCGUCCUCUCAGGGAGAGGAGUUUCGGCGCAAGACCCGAGCGCUCUCACCCUUCUCACCUCGCACCACCACCACCACCACCACCAGCACUGCACCCGGCAACCUGCCCCCUGUGCUGCCCCGCGCUCACGCUUCCAGCCUCGCCGUGCCAUCGCGCACGGGGCGCAAGGUGUAUGCGCGCACGGACGAGCAGGCAGCAGCAGCAGUGGCCGACCUGCAGUUUGCCCGCCACUCGCGCUCGCUCGCCCGCGCCGGCUCCGUGCCUGUGCGGCCAGGCUCGGCCGGACCGGCACGGUCAGGCUCGGCCGGGCCAGUGCGGUCAGGCUCGUCAGUGUCGCUGCGGUUGUCCCUGGGGAGGAGUGUGAGCCGGCUAGGCAGCAGCAGCGGUGGCGCCGAGAGCAGCAUGAGUGGCGGGGGUGGGGGCGGGGGAGAGGGCAUUGGACCCAAGCGGAGGAGGCAGCGGGAGGGAGGGGGGAGGGAGAGGCGCGCAGCUAGUGCCGCCACCACACCACGUGCUUGUGGGGAUGGUGAUGGGGCGGAAGGGGCAGAGGAGGGAGGGGGAAGCGGGGAGGAGGGUGAGAGAGGAGGGGGGGGAGGAGAGGAAGGGGGUGGGGUGGGAGUGCGGGAGAGCGGCGCGUGGGUGAGGCUGAGAAGGCUGGGGGGGAGCAUGCGCAUGCCAUUUGACUCCCUCGCCCUCUCCCUCUCCUCCUCCCCUGCCGUGCGUCGCCCCAUCAGCAAAUCAGCUUCCAUGUCCCCAUACACACCCAUGCCCCCCAUCACCCCCACGACUCCCCAUGUCCCUAUGCCUGUAUCCCAUGCAUCUUCUGCCCUGCACCCUGGCAUGGCGUCCCCCGAGCCUCGCCAUGUGAGGGCUGCCAGGCGCCUCAGGCUGAGGGGGGUGUGGGGGGCUGCUGAUGGGAUGCGGAUUGGGGGCGAAGUGGGGAAGGAAGCAGGGGAGGGUGGUGGUGAUGCGGGGGAGGUGCGUGUGGGGGAGGGCGGUUGUGGUGUGACGGAUGGAGAGGGGGGAGUGCGGUGUGGUGAUGGGGAGUGUAGUGCGGUGGAGGGCGAUGCUUCUGCACGGGAAGCAGAACGUGCAGGUGAGGAGGUCUCCAGCGCAGCAGAUGUAAUGAGAGAGAGGGAUAGGGAGUCAGUAGGGGUGUCAGCGAGCGUGGGGGCAUCAGUGCGGGCAGCCGAAGAUGCUAGCGCGGUUGCAAUGAGGUUGGACAGUGCAUCACCCGUGGUAGCACAGGUGGCCGCACUGGCUGCACCAAUCGAAACAGUGGCAUCAGAUCUUGAAGGGCCGGUGGCAGUAGCAGCAGUGGCACCAGAUUCUGAAAGGCCGAAAGCAGCAGAAGCUGCAGCAGCAGGGGGGAUGGGGGCGAGCAGAAAGUCGCACUCACGGGCGGCCUCAUGGCUGGGCUUGUCCUUUUGCGGCCUGCUGCCGUGCCAGCCCGCACGACCACCGCCAUCACCCUCAUCAUCACUCUCACUCUCACCACCCACAUCGCCAGGACCAUCCCUGCCUCCCACCUCAGUUGCUGCUGCAGGGCCCACAGCCACACGUACAGCCUCAGUGAGCCCGCAUGGCUCUCCCCUCCCCACCACAGCAGCCCCUCUUCGAGCUUGCCCUCCCUGCUCCACAGCAGGUGCAGCAGACGUGAGGGGGCCAGCAGAGGGAGCGGCAGAAGACCCCGUGGUAGAGGCAGGAGGUGCAGAGGUAUCAGAAGGGUUGUCUCCAGGAGACAGGGAGGGACACAGUGGCACAGCGACAGGUCAGUACACGCCAGCAGAUGCCGUCCCAACGCCUGGGGUUGCAGGGACACACGAGUAUACACCUGCCGAUGCGGACCUAGCUCCUAGGUUUGGGCGCACACAGGCGGCUGGCGUGCAGGGUGCAGGGGGGGAGCAAGCAGGGGGGCCCAGCAGCACAGUGGUGAGAGUGAUCAAUGCAGGGGGGCAGCCCAGGAAGGUGGUGGUGCCGGCAGGGCAGGAGGGUAGAGGAAGGGGAGUGAAUGUAGAAUCAGGGUUGAGAGGAGUGGGCGGGCAUGCGCAGGCGGUUUCCGUGGCUAAGUUUGGUGCGGUGCAGGGCGGUCGGUUUAGGCUUGGUGUGAGAAGAUAG